AUUCCUGUCCGGACAACAACAACAACAACGUGUGUGAGCAGCAGAGCGGUCGACAUGUUCUCCUGUCUGAAAGGUAAAGUCGGGGAGGUUUUGUUACCUGGAGAUGAAUUCUCCUUUGAGGCCGACGACACCAUCUCUCUGACGGAGCACGUGAAGCGGGAGAAGGUGGUGUGUGGUCCGGGUCUGCGGCGGAGCGGAGACCGGCUGGUGGUGUGUAAAAGCGGGGUCCUCCGACACAAACAGCCCAACAUGUUCUGGAUGGACUCUCAGCAGAGGAGGUAUGUCCCCGCUAAAGGAGAGACCGUCAUCGGCAUCGUGACGGUCAAAUCAGGAGACGUCUUCAAGGUGGACUUUGGAGGAAGUGAGCAGGCGUCUCUGUCCUACCUGGCGUUUGAGGGGGCCACCAAGAGGAACCGGCCCAACGUCCAGGUGGGGGACCUGGUGUUCGCUCAGUUCAUCAUAGCCAAUAAGGACAUGGAGCCGGAGCUGGUGUGUAUGGACAGUUCAGGACGAGCCAAUGGGAUGGGAGUGUUUGGCGGCGGCGGUCUGCUCUUCACGGUCUCUCUGGGACUGGUCAGAAGGCUGCUGGCCCCCCGCAGCGAGGUCCGGUCCGACCUGCAGCAGCUGUUCCCCUGCGAGCUGGUGGUCGGGAUGAACGGGCGCCUGUGGGUCAAGUCCUCCAGCGUCCAGCAGACGCUCGUCAUCGCGAACCUGCUGCAGAGCUGCGACACCAUGACGGACCAGCAGAGGCGGCAGCUGUUCAAGAGGGUGGCACAGGGGGCGCUGUAGACCACAGCCGGCGCCAGAGGCCCACUUCCUGUCUGUGCUCAGGGCGCAGCUACAAACAUUAAAAGCAGGUGGUUGUGUUUGACGUCAGUGACGUCGGCAGGUGAGACACCUGUAGCGGUCCUGUAGCAGGAUGUUUGUAAACAGGUUUUAUAUUUGUAAAAAUGAUAAAUGUAUUUUUGUGAAAAUAAACAAACUACAGUUCGAAGGUUUGAGGUCACUCAG
Molecule: messenger RNA, 1011 nt
Organism: Micropterus salmoides (largemouth bass)
Lineage: Eukaryota; Metazoa; Chordata; Actinopteri; Centrarchiformes; Centrarchidae
Product: exosome complex component RRP40-like
Exons: 4
Coding region: 55-789 (244 amino acids)
Biological process (GO): nuclear polyadenylation-dependent rRNA catabolic process; CUT catabolic process; TRAMP-dependent tRNA surveillance pathway
Cellular component (GO): cytoplasmic exosome (RNase complex); nuclear exosome (RNase complex)
Molecular function (GO): RNA binding
Source: RefSeq, a predicted model, not a curated record